Messenger RNA from Myzus persicae (green peach aphid), 2255 nucleotides. Its product is annotated as transmembrane protease serine 9-like. Bases 107 to 1966 code for a protein of 619 amino acids. The transcript is spliced from 12 exons. Gene Ontology annotation, biological process: proteolysis. The record is from RefSeq and is a predicted model, not a curated record. Lineage: Eukaryota; Metazoa; Arthropoda; Insecta; Hemiptera; Aphididae. Gene Ontology annotation, molecular function: serine-type endopeptidase activity.
AUGUUAUCAAUACAGUAGAAUAAAUAAACGACCCAAACUCGAGGAAGGUGUAUUUUAUCCUGCAGCAGUAGGAGGUAUAGAGGCAGUAAAACAAGAGUUUCCUCACAUGGCGCUAUUAGGUUAUGGUGACACCACGACAAAUGGGGACGAUUGGAAAUGCGGAGGUUCGUUGAUAAGCGAAAGGUGGAUAUUGACUGCAGCUCACUGUCUAGAAAGUUCUGGGAUUAAAUCUCGCUGGGCUCGCCUCGGAGUUUUAGAAAGAGUCGUUAAUGAAGACAACGCAGUUCAGCCCAAAGACUAUCGAAUAGUGCAGCAUGUAAUACAUCCCGAGUAUAAUCCACCUUCGCUAUACAACGAUAUAGCUCUAUUUCGUUUGGAAAGGGACGUCGUAUUUUCCGAAGAUGUGCGACCGAUUUGCCUUAACACGGAAUCGGAUCCAUCUUUAACACCAUUAAAACAAAUAGCUACUGGUUGGGGACGAAUUUCAACGGCCGGCCCAGCCAGCGACAAUUUGUUGAAAGUAGAUUUGGAUAUUUUUCCGACAAAUCAGUGCAAUGAAAGUUAUAUUUCAAAUACUCGUCAAUUACAAUUUGGCAUACUACCAGACAGGAUGAUUUGUGCUGGUUCGUUUGAUGGUGAAAAAGACACUUGCUCGGGUGAUUCGGGAGGGCCACUUCAAAUAAAAAAUGUCGAUUUCCCUGAUAUGUAUACACAAUAUGGGAUUACAUCAUUCGGGAAAUUUUGUGCUGACAAGGAUACCCCUGGAAUUUAUACUAGAGUGUCCAAAUACAUUUCAUGGAUCGAAGAAAUAGCAUUUUCAAAUAACCUAUUAAUUUCUGGACAUAAAGCAAAUAUACUAAAUUUGUAUGAAGGUGAUGUAUGUCAGUUAGGCAAGGGCAAUUCUAUAAAUCAUAUCUGCAAACAACCAGAAAAUUGUUCGUCGUUAGAACAGCAAAUUCGAGGUCAGAGUUUUCCGCAGAUAUGCUCGUUUACAAAAAACAAGCCAAUUGUCUGUUGUUCGCCCACAGCAGCAAUCAACACAACAAAUUUCAAGCCGGCCUUAAGCACCACCAAUGUUACAUCAUCAUACUCUGCCACUGAAAUGUGUCGCCAGUACUCGGAACUUGUGUACGUGAACGUGCGACAACCCUCGCCUGGCGGUGAACCGCCGUCGAAAACUCUAAACUGCUACAACGUGUUGACGUUGAUCGUCGGCGGCGUUAAGGCCAAGCCAAAGGAAUUUCCGCACAUGGCACUAUUAGGUUACGGGGACAUUGCGGAUGAGCAGAAGUCGUGGGGCUGCGGAGGUUCGUUGAUAAGCAACAGGUGGAUCCUGAGUGCGGCGCACUGCACCAUUAAUUCUGGACGAACGGUGAGCUGGGCACGAUUGGGCGAUUUGAACAUUUAUUCGGAACCCGACGACGCCAGCCCGGUCGACUACAAAAUCGUAGAGCGAGUGGUGCACCCAAACUACAAUUCGACUUACGUGUACAAUGACAUAGCACUGUUCCGUUUAGAGGAAGAAGUCAAGUUUUCGGCGCACGUGAGACCCGUGUGCCUGAACACGGUCCAAAAGUUAAACUUCAAGAUGGCCACGGCCACUGGCUGGGGUCGGACCUCGACCAAUGGUCCGAUUAGUCCCGACCUGUUAAAAGUGGAUCUGUCUCCGAUACCAAUUGGCCAUUGUAAGUAUAGCUAUCCUCAGAGUUCCAAUCCGAGAAUAAACUUCGGGAUAAUGGAAGACAGCAUGAUAUGUGCGGGCGACAUCAGGAAUGGAAGCGACACGUGUACGGGCGAUUCUGGCGGCCCUCUGCAAGUAAACCACCCCAACUAUGCAUGUAUGUCUAGUCAAAUCGGUAUAACGUCGUUCGGGAAAUAUUGCGGAAAUAGGGACACGCCCGGCGUCUACACCAGAGUGUCCUAUUAUGUUCCGUGGAUCCAAAGGAUCGUUUGGCCAAAAAGUUGAACGUCCGCCAAAAUAGACAAAAUAAUCGAUUUUUUUUUAAAUAAAAAGACAGUAAUUAUUAUGUCUGAUAUAUCGUGCGAUACAUGCCGCUGUAAUUCAGUCCACAUCUGCAAUCAAUAAUGCCAUGACUUCGUAUACUUAGGCAACAUUCAUUGAUUGUUGGCUGCAGACUUACAUUAAAUAAUUAAAUUUAGUUAUUAAUAUAUUAUUACAGUGUAUAAUACUUAUAUUACAUGUUAAUGCUAUAUAAGCCUAUAAAUGAAUAAAGAUAUAUUAGGUAUCUAUUAAU